This is a messenger RNA of Abrus precatorius (Indian licorice), 1308 nucleotides long. RefSeq names its product perakine reductase-like. Lineage: Eukaryota; Viridiplantae; Streptophyta; Magnoliopsida; Fabales; Fabaceae. The record is from RefSeq and is a predicted model, not a curated record. The coding region runs from base 2 to 1051 and encodes 349 amino acids. Gene Ontology annotation, cellular component: cytoplasm. The transcript has 7 exons.
AAUGGAGAAGACCACCCAAGUUCAUGUCCCAACAGUUAAAUUGGGUACUCAAGGCUUAAAGGUUUCUAGGUUGGGAUUUGGAUGUGCAGGUCUAUCUGGAUUUUAUAAUGCACCACUCUCACAUGAAGAGGGAUGCUCUAUUAUUCAGGAAGCAUUCCAUAAGGGAAUUACAUUUUUUGAUACUUCAGAUGCUUAUGGAGACAAUCAUUAUAGUGAAUUCAUGGUUGGCAAGGCCUUAAAAGAACUUCCUCGUGAAAAAAUUCAGUUGGCUACAAAAUUUGGCUUCUUUAAAAGUGAUGAGAUCCCUAUUGGAGUGAAAGGUACUCCUGAAUAUGUGCGAGAAUGCUGUGAAGCUAGUCUUAAGCGCCUUGAUGUCAAUUACAUUGAUUUGUACUAUCAACAUCGUGUUGACACUACUGUGCCAAUUGAAGACACUGUGGGGGAACUCAAAAAGCUUGUAGAUGAGGGGAAGAUAAGAUAUAUUGGGCUAUCAGAGGCUAAUGCUGACACCAUAAAGAGAGCACAUGUGGUUCAUCCUAUUACUGCUUUGCAAAUGGAGUAUUCUUUAUGGACUCGGGAAAUUGAAGAAGAAAUUGUUCCACUGUGCAGAGAACUAGGGAUUGGAAUAGUGGCAUAUAGCCCUCUUGGUCGCGGCUUUUUUGCAGGAAAGGCAGUGAAAGAGACUUUGCCUAGUGAGAGCAUUUUGGCUACGCAUCCCAGGUUUAGUAAGGAAAAUUUAGAAAAGAACAAGCUUUUCUAUAAACGGCUUGAUGACUUGGCUUCAAAUCAUGCAUGCACUCCUUCUCAGUUAGCCUUAGCAUGGCUUCUCCAUCAGGGCAAUGACAUCAUUCCUAUCCCAGGGACUACCAAAAUUACGAACCUUGAAAACAACCUUAGCUCUUUGGCCGUUGAGCUUACUGAUGAGGAAUUGAAAGAGAUUUGUGAUGCAAUUCCUGUUAACGAAGUUGCAGGGGCCCGAGAAUUUGACAUCUUAUACAGAUACAGUUGGCAGUUUUCAACUACUCCAUCAAAGUAUUCUAUCCCUGAUUAGUCAAACUAUCCAUGACUGUGGCAACUAGGAUCAAAGUUGACAUAAUUAGUUAUGAAGAGUAAGCAAAAGUAAUAUGAUGUUACUCAAGUAUUAUUAUUAUUUUAAUAUGAUGUUAAUAUUAUUUUAUUUAUAAUCAUAAUUUAAACAGAGGCCAUAAAUCACUUAGUUGUGAGACAAAUUAUAUGUUUGUGUAUGAUAAAGAUGUUUGGACACUAAUUUCCUCUCUUACAUGUUAUACAAUUAUUGAAUGGUAUAUU